AUGGAUAAUACAAAGAGACAAACUAGCGAAUCAAUAGCAGCAACAAAACCAUCUCUAACUGUAAAUCCAAACCAUGAUGUACCAUUAUCAACCUCACCAAGUACAAGUGAAAAAAGAAAAAGUGUUUCAAUAACAUCAAUAUUUCAUAAAGAAGAUAAAGUUAAAGAUAAUGAUAAAAAAGAUAAAGAUAAAGAUAAAAAAGAUAAAGAUAAAGAAAAGAAAUUAAAAGAUGAUGAAGAGAAAGAACUAAAAUAUAAAUUAAAAGAAUUGGAGAAACAAAGACAAAAAGAAUUUGAAAAAGAGGAAAAAGAAAAACAAAAACAAAGAGAAAAAGAAGAGAAGGAAUUAAAAAAACAAUUAAAAAAACAACAAAAGAAAAAUGGUAAAUCAUCAACAUCAACAGCUUCAAAUAAUACAAGCACUGAUUUAACACAUACCGAAGAUGAUGAUACUUCAAUUCAAACUGAUACUUCAACUUAUUCAACUAGAUCUGUUGAUUAUUAUAACACAAGUUUUGAUAUUGAUCAUCAUCAUAAUAAUAAUAGUCAUAAUACUUCCAACCCAUCCUCAACUAAUAGUUCAUUAAGAGAAAAAGAAAAAUCAAAAAGAACUUCUAUAGCAUCUGAUUUAUCAAAUUUUGUAAUGAAGAAAUUACAUGUUUCUCAUAAAGAUAAUCAUUCUGUAAAUAAUAAUAAUAAUAAUAGUAAUAAUAGUAGUAGUAAUAUUGGAUCACCAAAUUCAUCAGAUUCAUCAUCUACUCUACAAUCACCCAUACAAUCACCACCCAUACAAUCACCACCAUUACAAUCACCACCAUUACAAUCAUCAUUACCUCAAUCACAACAAAAACAAAAUAAUAAUAAUAAUAACUUAAUUACUCCAGCAAUUAAUAUAAAUAAUAAUAAUAAUAAUAAUAAUAAUAAUAAUAAUAAUAAUAAUAAUAAUAAUAGUAAUAAUAGUAGUAGUAAAUCUACACCUACUUCUCCACUUAAAUCUAGCAGUAAUAAUGUGAAUAGUAAUAAUAAUAAUAAUACUACAACUACUACUACUACUACAACUAAUACUACUAUAGGUGGUGGAUUAUUCCCAUUGGGACAACAUCGUGGUAAUUCAAGGACAAAUGUUUUUAGUGGUUCAUCAAGUUUGCCAUCGAAUCCAACAUUUGGUGGUCAAGAUUUUGAUGAUACUGAUGAAUCAGAUGCAACAUUAUCAAGUGCAACGAAUAAUACAGUUAUUGAAUUACCAAGUCUAUCAAUUGAUCCACCAUCAUCGCAUUCACCACCACCAACUCCACCACUACCAACUCUACAACAACAGCAACAACAACAGCAGCAACUACAAACAUCUGAAAUUAAUAAGAAACAAGUUUUAUUAAAAUCACCAAAUUUAAAUCAACAACAACAACAACAACAGCAACAGCAAACAAUAACAUCGCCAUUUAUAGUAUCAACACCAUCUUCAUCAGUUGCAGGUUCACCAUCAAUUGAUAAUUUUCAUUUAUCACCAAAUAUUAAUCAGUAUCGUCAAUUACAUCAUAAUCAAGCAUAUAUGCAAUCAUCAUCGCCACAACAAUCGAGUGAACUUUGUAAUAGUGCUUCAUCAUCGCCAAAAACAUUUUUAAGUCAUUCACCAUCAAUAUCAACAUUUUUACAACAACCACACCAACAACCAAUACCACAACCAAUCAUUGAUUUAUCUGCAACUUAUCAUCAUCAACCAUAUGGUAAUUUAUCUAAUAAUUCCACAACUAUUAAUAAUACCAAUAGUAGUAAUAUUAAUAAUAAUAAUAAUAAUAAUCAUAAUUUUGAAGAGUUUUCAGAAGAAACUUUACAAAAAUCAGCAAUAUGUAAAAGAAAGAUGGAAGAUUUUUAUAGUUAUUUAUUUGAAUGUGAAAAGAAUUCAAGAUAUAAUCCAUUAAUGCAUAAAAGAAAGAUUAGUCAAAAGAAAUCAAUAUUGGAAAUUAAUUUAAAGCAAACAUUAAAAAAUAAACCAUUUCAUAGUUUAUUCAGUAGUGGUAGUAGUAAUAGUAGUAGUGGUAAUGGAGGUGCACCACCUACACCACCACCUCCACCUCCUCCACCACCAAUUCCAUCAUCUUCAUACCCAAAAAAAUCAAUAUUAUCAUCAUCAAGUUCAACAGAUUAUGACGCGCCAAUACAACAUCAUAUAUUUAAAUUUCAUCGUGAUCAUAAAAGAAGUUAUUCAACAAAUACACCACCUGAAUCUGAAAAUAAUAACAAUAACAAUAAUAAUAAUAAUAAUAAUAAUGGACAAUAUCAACAUGUAUCAUCAUCAAAUUUAGAAUCAGUAUUAAAAGAUUCAGAUAGUGCAAAGAGUAAAAGACAAAGUUUAUUACGUAGAAAGUUAAAUCCAAAUAGAUUAUCAUUAACUUUAUCACAUAGUCAAAAUAGAAAUUUACAAAAUAAUUUAGAAUCUACACCAAAUACAUAUAGUAAUGAUACUACCAAUAAUAAUAAUAAUAAUAAUCCAACUACACCAACAUCAUCAUCAUCAGGAAAACAACCAUUUAAUAUUUUACCAUCAUUUGAUGGUAGUAGUAGAUUAAAAAAGAUUCAAACUAAUAUUAAAGGUUUAUUUAAUGAUGGUAUAAGUAAACCAAAUAUUCAAAUGCCAUCAUUUCCAUUAAAAAAGAAUCAUUUAUUUGGAUUUGGUAAAAAUAAGAAAUCUCAUCAUAGAAAUCAUCAAAAUAAUUCAUCAUCGUUAAGUAAAAAUGUAAAUUCUGUAUUAAAUUCAUUGAAUAAUGAUGAUGAUUAUGAUGACGAUGGUGGUGGUGCUGGUGGUGCUGGUGAUGAUGAUAUUAGAAGUAGUAGUGGUGACGAUAGUGUAAUCAUUGAAUUUCAAAAACCUGGCAGAAAUCGUCAACUUUCAAGAGCCUAUAGAGAAAUGUUGCAAUUACGUCCUAAAGUGAUUGAAAUCUCUGAUCUAAGAAAAAGAUAUGAUUCAUUGGAAGAGAGAAUCCUUCAACAAGGUAAGGAAUUGGAUCAAUUGGAGGAUAAAUCUAAACAAUUCAAAUUUGAUCUCUUUACAAAUUUUGAAACUCUAAAUAGAUCAAGUGAAAAAUCAAAACAAUUCGUAUUGGAGAAUCAAGAGAGACAAUUUGAAAUUCAAUCGAAAUUAGAUAAAACUAAACCCUAUAUCGAUUCAACAUUAACUUCAAUUACAAAGUUAUUCAAUAAAUCAAAAUCUUUAGAAAAUACUGUACAAAUCUUAAAGAGAACAAAGAAAACUUCACCAUAUAUCAAUAUACUUUAUAAAUUCUUUAUGAUAUCUUAUAUAAUUCUCUUUUUCAAUUUAAUUGUAAAUAAAUUAACUUCAACUAUAACAUUACAAAAACAACAACAACAACAACAACAGCAACAGCAACAACAACAACAACCAUCAGCAAUUUUAAUAUCACCAAAUUCUUCGCCAAUUUCUUCACCAGUUUUAUUACCAACAACAACUACUUCUGAUACCACACCAGAAACAACAACAACAACAACAACAGAUAUAGAUACAAAUACAGAUAAUGUAAUAACAAAUAUCAAAUCACAAUCACCAUCUCACCCCUCUUCAACUUCAACCUCAAUAACAACAACUCCCACACCAAUAUCCUCGUUAUCAUUACAACAAGAACAACAAAUAUAUAGUACUACUAAUAAUAAUAAUGAUAAAAAAGAGGAUUCAAUUUUAUCUGAUAAUAAAAUUGAAAGUAUUGAAACAAAAAAAGAUAAUUUAGAUAGCACUGAAACUUUCAAAAAUGAUCUCGACAAAACUAAUCAUGAAAGUGACCAACAACAACAAUUAAUUGAUCAAAAUAAUAAUAAUAAUAAUAAUAAUAAUAAUAAUAAUAAUAAUAAUAAUAAUACAAAAGUAAUGAAAAUCGCAAAAUUCAAUUUAGAGGCCAUGAGUAAAACAAUUGCAAUGAUGAGAGAACAAGAUGACCAAGAAGAAACUAACUAUAAUUUUGAUUGA
Molecule: messenger RNA, 3975 nt
Organism: Dictyostelium discoideum AX4
Lineage: Eukaryota; Evosea; Eumycetozoa; Dictyosteliales; Dictyosteliaceae
Exons: 2
Coding region: 1-3975 (1324 amino acids)
Source: RefSeq, a predicted model, not a curated record